Molecule: messenger RNA, 1043 nt
Organism: Astrephomene gubernaculifera
Lineage: Eukaryota; Viridiplantae; Chlorophyta; Chlorophyceae; Chlamydomonadales; Astrephomenaceae
Source: the annotation of a GenBank genome assembly
GGGAGAGGAGGGCUGUGUGCAACAGCACCCGUGUUUUCCUGACAUCUGCAGGUUGUCAUGCCUACCAAAAGCUUAUUACAGGGAUGGCGACGGACGCGAACAAGCAAAAGUGGCGGCUGGGCCCCCACAUCCACAGUUCCACAGUACCACACCCACCCGUGCCGCCGUAUAGCUCGUUAGUUGCCUCGUUAGUUGCCUCGUCAGUUUCCUUACCAGUAUUUCCACCCGUGCAGGAGCUGGAUCUGGAGGCGGUGUUCCUGCUGAGCGACGCCACGCUGGAGCUGCUGGGCGCCCGCUGCCGCCGCCUGCGCCGCCUGUGCGUGCGCAUGUGCUCACGACUGAGUGCGAGCGCGCUGCAGCAGCUGGUGGCGGACACGGAUGUGCGGGACCUGAUGGUGAGCGGCAUCCUGGACGACGCGGGCACAUGCGACCUAGUGGCGCGAGUGCGCAGCGUGCGAGCUGAGUGCCGCAUGCACUGGUAGCAGCAUGCAGGAAGCAGCAUGGGAGCAGCAUGUACUGCAUAGUUGCAUAUUGCAGAAAGAAGGGAAAAGUGAAAUUGAGUACCGGUACCGCGUUGGGUGCUUGGAGGGGCGGUGCUGGUGGGUGGUAACUGCACACGCGGGAGGCUAGCGAUGUAGAGUUUUUACUUGUGUGAAUUUGUAUAUUAUAUGCAUGCCUUGCCAGCAGUUGCUGCAUGAACUGGUAAGGGCAUGGGCGCGUUGUCCAAGAGGGUCAAGCAACUCCAGAAGGAGAGGAACAAGCAUGGAUGUAACCCAUGUAAGCCAGGUGCCCGAUGUAUAUGCGGCUAAAGGUGUUGCGUGGUUGCUGCUGACGGUAGUCCUUGCGCAAUAACCGUAUAGCAUGUUAACGGCGAUGUGUGGGUCUCGGGUUGUUGGUGUUGGGCGUGCAUGGCUUGACGUAAAGCGCCGCGUGCUUAGUGUGAGCUGCACGUACGGCCCAGAAGCGUGCUUGGCCCACGGGUCCUGGUGUAUAACUACAGAAUGCAGAAUGGAACAUGUUAAGAGCAGCGCCUCGAAGCUUAG